AUGGGUCGCAAGAAGAUUCAAAUUAAACCAAUCAAGGACGAAAGGAAUCGCCAAGUAACCUUCCUAAAACGAAAGUACGGACUCAUGAAGAAGGCCUAUGAACUUAGUGUACUGUGCGACUGCGAAAUCGCCCUGAUCAUCUUUAAUUCAAACAAUAAACUUGUGCAGUAUGCGAGUACGGAUAUUGACAAGAUUCUGUUAAAGUAUACCGAGUACAACGAACCUCACGAAAGUAAAGGCAAUCAUGAUUUUGCUAACACCACCGAUAAUGAUGACGACGAUAAUCCUCCACCAGGAUUUGAUACCACCGAUUCAAAGCAAUAUGGUGGUAUGCCUUCCCCACAGCAGAAUUACAAUCCAUCAGUUGGUGGUAAUUACCAGAUGAACAAUUAUCCAAUGUACACUCAAGCACCGCAUCAAUACAUGGUUCAGCAGGUUCCCCAGACUAUGCACCAAUCGAUGACCGCCAUGAGUCUUCCUAUGAACACUGUACCAUUGCAAGUUUCGUCCGCUGCAAAUUCCGUGCCGAUCGAUGUUUCCACAUCGAUGGCACCUCCGACUCAGCUUACAGGCUCUACCGCGCCUAGCAUAACCAUGUCUCAACAAACUUCUCCUGAUAUUGAAGCUCCUCUUAGCGGCGAACUUUUGUCUCCCUCUCUCAUAUCCCCUUCACCAAAGAAGCCAAGACUUCGUGUUCAUAUUCCGGAUGCCAAGGAAAAACAAUCCGCUCCUGGCGCAGGUCAACAAUCACAGUCGACUCAACAGGAUCAAUCUCCUGAACAAGAUGAGACACCACCGGACUCUCAACCGAUGGGGACACAACCAACACUGUCGUCUCGUCCUACGCCGGCCACCACGGAGGCAGGCCCGACUUCUGCUUUACCGUCGUCACAAUUUGCACAUAAUUUGCCAUCUCCUUCAACAUUCUUCUCAGAAUUCUAUAAAACAACUGAACUGCCUAGUCCCCUUACUUUCGGAAAUACGCCUACUAGCGCUAAUCCUAGUGCUUUUCCUUGGCCCGCUCCGCGCACAACUUAUCAAUCUUCGCCGUUGGCAAAACACGAGAGCAAUUCAAGUUAUUCGAAAGGACGUCCUGCGCCAAUCGAAGAUGACAACAACGAUGAACCAGAUAAGAAAAAGACGAAACAAUAG
Messenger RNA from Acaulospora morrowiae, 1152 nucleotides. The record is from the annotation of a GenBank genome assembly. Lineage: Eukaryota; Fungi; Glomeromycota; Glomeromycetes; Diversisporales; Acaulosporaceae.